GAUUCCUAUCGAACGUAAACAACAUCGACGGUUUACGAAAAUUAGCAUUUGCCUGAUAAGCAACUAGAACACAGCGGCCACAGAUAUAACGCCAUGCUAUAAACGAUUCGCGGGCACGUUUACGCCAGCCCAACCAAACUAGACCAAUUUCAGUUGGGGGACAUACACUGCGACAAAAAGAAAGGUAGUGGAAAAGCUCUCCCGUAACAGCAACAAUGUUUGCCACACUGAAAAACAAAAUAAAAGAGGAAACGGGCGAGGAUGUUGUCCAGCCGGGCAAUCAGCGUUAUCCCAGCACCAACAACAACAAUUACCGGCUACGUAGUCGCCGCGUUAGCAUUAAUUCCAACUCGGCCGAUGAUGUGGGCGGUGGCGGAUUCUACAAUGAGUCGGAGCAAUUGUGCCAGCUGCGGAGUCAAUGCAACGAGCUCACCACCAAGCUAUCCACCGUCACGCAGGGAUUGCAGCAGCUGCAGGAGGAGAAGAGCCGCGUGGACAAGACCAACGAGAUCCUGCUGGAGAGCGUGCGCGUGGCCCAGACGCAGAAGGACAUGUACUGCGAGGAGCAGGAGAAGAUCCAGAAUCUGCAGCAGAUCGAGAUCGACAAGCUGAAGAACCUGCUCAGCUUCCGCGAGCAGGAAUCGGUGGAUCGCAUGGGUCUCAUGCGUCAGCAGAGCCAGCAAAUUGAGUCCUUGAGCGAGGAGCUGGAGCGUCUCCGUCCCAUUGAAGCCGUGGCCGAAGAUCUGCGCGACGAACUGGAGCAGCUGAGGCACGCCACGCAGCAGGAAAAGAACCUGCUGACCACCACACUGGCGGCAGUGCAGGAAGAGAGUCGGCACCUCAAGAAGCGCAUGAAGAUCGUCGAGGAGUCGCGUCUGGAGUCGCUGGGCAAGCUUAACUCCGAGCAGCAGGUGCAGGCCCUGAUCAGGGAACACAAACUGCUGGAGCAGCACUUGGAGGAGGCCCAUUUGCAGCUGUCGGACAUCAAAGGGUCCUGGAGUGGCCAGAAUCUGGCGCUGGAGACGCAAGUCAGUCGUCUAUCCAAGCAAGUGGCCGAGGAAACCACCGAAAAGCGCAAGGCACUCAAAUCCCGCGAUGACGCCAUCGAAAACCGCAAGCAGGUUACCUUCGAACUGGAAAAGGCCAAAGAUGAAAUCAAGCAGCGGGACGAUAAGGUUAAGCUGCUAGAGGAGGAAAUCGACGAGCUAAGUGUGGCCCUAAAGGAGUGCCGCGAGGAGAACGAGCAACAAAUCCUUUUUGAGCGCAAUAAAUCUCAAAAUCUGGAAACAGAGGUAAAAGAUCUCAAGACUCGUCUUACGGCGGCGGAUGACAGGUUCACCGAGUACGCCUCGAAUGCCGAGCAGGUGGCCCAAAAGCUACGAACACAAUUGACUGAAAAGCAGGAGCAGCUGGACGAAACCAUAAUGCAGCUGGAAAUCGAACGAGAGGAGAAAAUGACUGCAAUACUCCGUAAUGCGGAAAUCGCCCAAAGCGAAGACAUUUUACGGCAACAGCUGCGCUUAGAGCGCAGCGAAGCAACCGAUCUCCAGGACAGGAACAAUCAGCUGGAGAGGGAUAUAUCUGAAGCCCGGCAAGCGCUGCAACAGAUCAGCAGCACAGCCCAGGAUAAUGCACAAAAGUUGACCGAGUUCGAGGAAGUUCAAUUGGAAAUAGUCGAGAAAAAUAAGACAAUAAAAACACUGAAUCAGCGCUUGGUCGACCUGAAGAAAACUGUGCAAAAAGAAUUGCGCAGCGCGCAGAUAUCCACGGAUAGUGAAUCUCAUCCGACAACGAUUACCGGACACAGAAUCUCAAGCUCAUCUCUGGAGACGUUUCCCUCUGGCGACAAGGGCAAUUGCAUCAUAAUGGACGAAGUUAAUUUCCAAUAUUUGAAACAUGUCAUAGUGAAGUUCUUGACCAGCCGAGAGGUGGAAGCACGUCAUCUUGUCCGUGCCGUCUCCACAUUACUUCAGUUGACAUCCGAGGAGGAAAAGCUGCUGCAUGACACUUUGAAUUGGAAGAUGAGUUGGUUUGGCAUGAAACCAACCUAAAUACCCACUGCAAUGAAUCAUAUUUGCAUUCUAGUCUGUAGUCAAUUCAUAACGUUCGUGUAAUAUGUACAUAACAAUUACAUACGCAGCACUGUGUUAUUUUGUUUACCGACAACAUUCCAUUCUGUUAAAUAGUAUUUAUUUCUACCGUUGUGAUUUUUAUAAUAAACUACCAUUUAUGUAA
This is a messenger RNA of Drosophila gunungcola (fruit fly), 2235 nucleotides long. RefSeq names its product golgin subfamily A member 1 (gene Golgin97). Gene Ontology annotation, cellular component: Golgi apparatus. Bases 216 to 2051 code for a protein of 611 amino acids. The record is from RefSeq and is a predicted model, not a curated record. The transcript is spliced from 6 exons. Lineage: Eukaryota; Metazoa; Arthropoda; Insecta; Diptera; Drosophilidae.